Molecule: messenger RNA, 2492 nt
Organism: Scylla paramamosain (green mud crab)
Lineage: Eukaryota; Metazoa; Arthropoda; Malacostraca; Decapoda; Portunidae
Gene: gzl
Product: E3 ubiquitin-protein ligase RNF13-like
Biological process (GO): ubiquitin-dependent protein catabolic process
Molecular function (GO): ubiquitin protein ligase activity
Source: RefSeq, a predicted model, not a curated record
AUACCGCAAAGACUAUCAUUAUCAUACAAAAUAAAUUCAAAGCCUCUGGAAGUAAACACGGAUAUAAUUUUCAAGGUUGCAUUGCGCAGUGAGGAAACAAAACUUGAUGUGGAGACAAAACAACGAUUUUCUCUCACUCAAGCCAGAGGAGCCCACCAUGGGUUCAAAAUGAGUGCUGCAUGGUAACCUCUGCCUCCAUUGAGUAUAGUGCAGAGUGCUGGACUGCUGUCAAGACCUAGGUGCACCUUCAGCAUGUGGCCCCCUAGUAGAGAACAGAUGUGGCGUGUGGUGGCAGCAGCGGUGGCGGUGGCAGCCCUGGCCCACCACACUUCAGCGGAUGUCGUGGUGAAGAAGGGUAACCAAACAGUGACUGUGUUUGAAGACUCCCCAGCCAGCUUUGGCCCUUUGAUAUCCUUAGAUGGAUUCCAGGGUGUGGCAAUAGCGGUGGAUCCCCCUGAUGCCUGCAAACUGCCUCUUGGCCCCCCUAGUCCUGAUGUCUCCAAGUAUUAUGGCCCGUGGAUUGCAGUAGUGAGAAGGUACAACUGUUCCUUCACUGACAAGGUUCUCAAUGCUCAGCGGGUCGGCUACCAUGCUGUUAUAGUCUACAAUGUCGGCUCCAAUGAGUUGUUACGCAUGGGCAGCAAUGACUCCACAGUAGCCAGCCAGGUGGAAAUCCCCUCUGUCUUCAUUGGUGCAGAGAACGGCUUCCUGAUCACAAAGCGCUUCUCCUACAAAACUGGCUUCCCAAUUAAGUAUUACCUGGAAGUGACGGAUGACCUGCCCUUCAACUUAGCAAACUACCUGGUGCCCUUUGCCAUCACCAUAGCCAUCUGCUUCAUAGUGAUGCUCUCUUUUAUGAUUGUGAAGUGCGUGAGGGAUUACCGUCGCUCCCGUCGUCACCGCCUCUCCUCCCGUUCUCUCAAGAAGCUUCCCAUCCAUAAGUUCAAGAAGGGCGACCCGUAUGAGUGCUGCGCCAUCUGCCUCGAAGAUUACGUGGACAAUGACAAACUGCGAGUCCUUCCCUGUGAACAUGCUUACCACUCAAAGUGUAUUGACCCGUGGCUGACCAAGAACAGGCGUGUGUGUCCAGUGUGCAAGAGGAAGGUUUUCACAGGGGACGAGCCGGGCCAUGACCUUGAGACAGACUCUGAGGACGAGACCAGCCCUUUAAUUAACUCUGAGGGAGGGACACAGGGUGGUACCUUUGCCAAUCAGAGGGUUUUAGAAGUGAAAGGAGGUGGAGAUGAUGAAACUCAUUCCUUUGCGCAGGAGAAUCCAUUCGUGGAGGCUCUGAGGCAAGUGGAUGAGCAGAGGCGGAACAGGAGGCGGAGGAGGGUGUCCCGCAACGUGGAGUGUGGACCCGAGGGUUACCAGCGGUUAGCAGAGUCGUCUUCUGGGGAGGAUGAAGAUGAGGAAGAGGAAGAGGCACAGGAGAGGCAGGAUGAGAGUGCCACUAGUCCUUCCACCAACCAAACUGCCUCAGGAGGAGAAGAGAAGGCAGGUGGAGAAGCCAAGGACCCCACUACUGUCACUGUGGUGGUGCACGACGCUGCCACCCGAAGGGACACUCCCACUGAUACUUCCAGCCUAAUGAGUUACGGCACUCCUCCUGGCCCUGUGCAGAUUGCCGUGGACAUUGUCAACUCCACAGACUCCUCCACUGCUGGGAGUCAGCCGGCGCCUCCACCCCAGUCCUCCAGUGAUGCCAGAUCUGAUCAUGAUUAUGUAGUCUGAGUGUGAUCAGAGCUGAAAAACAGAAUAUCCAAUAUCCAAGGUUUGUUGAUUAUUGUUAGUCUUUACACAAGUUGUUGUUUGCAUAAUGUAGUUCUUGAAGGACUUACAUGAACUGGGCUAAACUAAGCAACAUGUCUGUGACUAAUGUUUGUUGUAAGUCUUAGUACAUAACUAUAGUAUUUUUAUAUAAGAUGACAACGAUUCGUUUUUGUUUCACUUUCGUCAAGCAGUGUAAACAUUUCUGAUUUGUAGGAAAAUAUAACAAAGAGUUGAGAUCCUGAAAUCUUGUCCAGAAAUAAUUCAACAUCCAUUACAAAAUGUGUUGUUUUUUGUGUAAUGUUCAUAUUUAGAGAAGGCAAUGAAUGCUUUAAGUCACUGUUACUAUAGCAGAGAUGGUGCCCCUCAGUCUUAGUGACUUUUAAGAAAACUGCAUCCUUAGUGUACAGAGCUCAGAGGUUUUACGAGUAUAUUCUUAACUGAUGGUGUUGGCUGAGCUACACUUGCCUGUGGUAAUGGUUGUGAGGUGUGUCACCUACUUGGUUAGCACACCUUUGCCAACACUUCCAAGAACCGAGACUUGAUGCCACAGACCUCAAAGAGAGAAAGAGAGAGAGGGUUGUCUGUUUUAUUUAGGAAAUAUUAUAAUUGAGGUAUUUUCAACAUAUUUAGAUAUUUCAAUGAUUUUUAUUUUCUCUCUCUCUCUCUCUCUCUCUCUCUCUCUCUCUCUCUCUCUCUCUCUCUCUCUCUCUCUCUCUCUC